UCUUUGUGAGAAAGAUAAAAUUGAUCGAAAUAUUCGCUCAUGGAUUGGGCGGUCAUCUGCUUAUUGGCUCUUUAUGCCUUUCGAAUAGUCUUCGGAAAUAUCCCACCAGGCCACGUUUGCAAACCAUGUAAAGCACGUCCAGAAACUAAAAAAAAAUUUGGUGCGGCCGAAGAGAAGAUAGAACAAGAUUAUUUUAAAGAAGUUGACGCUUUGAAAUCAAAAGGAUCAGAGUCUAAGGAUAUAAAAGUGCUACGAAACAAUUGUCUGAUAGAUGCUGAUUGGGGUGGCGGAAACAGGAUGGAAAUCUCUGAUAACGUGUCGGACCAAUGCGACAAGUGCUAUAAUAAAGGCGACAAAGAUAAUAAUAUUCAGCUUGCGAACACCUGCUGUGAUAAAGCUAUUGAUAAAUUCUUGAAAUUAGAAGCUCCAAACGUUAAAAACGCUAUGGAUUGCGUUCGAAAAUGCCUUAAGAAGGAAAAUCAAUCUGAUGAUUUCUGCAAGAAGAUGCUAACGCCAAUGAAGGAAUCUGUUGUGAAGAACCGUUAAAUGAAAUCAUUAAAACAGCUCAAAAACGUGCUAAGUUAGCCCAAAUAACGUUCCUUAAACAUAAAAUGUCCCAAUGACGCUUCAAGGACGUAUUUCGAACAUGAAACGUUUUAAGAAAAUUAGAGUGAAACUCUGAUAUAGUGCCACCUGAUAUAGUUCUUCCGAGAAUUGAAGCUGCGUCACAAGUAGAAAUAAACGAAGCUGCGCGGAUGUGGGUGGUCACUCAGGCGUGGCGAAACAAAAGCCGAACGGAACUCUCUCGGGGUUGUUCCCCACCACCGCCAGCCCCAAAAAGGGCACAGUAUCAGAGUUUUUAAUUUUCGUGAACACUGGGAUAGGAAUUUUGGGCUAGGUUUAGUGAAAGUUUUUAAAUAAUUCUUGUUAUUGUUAUGUGUUCCACCCUUAAUAGUUAAUCUUAUUAUAAUACGUGUGUGUAAAAAUUUAUUCCAAAUAAACGCAAAAUUAAAAGU
Molecule: messenger RNA, 1016 nt
Organism: Belonocnema kinseyi
Lineage: Eukaryota; Metazoa; Arthropoda; Insecta; Hymenoptera; Cynipidae
Exons: 4
Coding region: 40-546 (168 amino acids)
Source: RefSeq, a predicted model, not a curated record